This is a messenger RNA of Phytophthora sojae, 297 nucleotides long. RefSeq lists its product as hypothetical. Lineage: Eukaryota; Oomycota; Peronosporomycetes; Peronosporales; Peronosporaceae. The record is from RefSeq and is a predicted model, not a curated record. The transcript has a single exon. The annotation marks the transcript as partial.
AUGCUGUACUUGCUGUACCUUGUCGUGUUGUUCCACCUACCAGUGGCAGCCUACUACCCGCACACAGCGUCAAUCACUGAGCAGAAGUUGAAGACGACAGUGAUGAACAUCAUGAUUUACGGCGUGAUUGAGUUCGCCUCGUUCGGCGCGCUCCUCGUGCUCUUGAGACGCAAGUUCGGCUUUUCACCGCUGUAUCAACUCGCGUUUGUACUCGAGGCGCACGCUCCCGCAUUGCAAGGCUAUCUCUUCGUGUGGACCAUCACGAUCUUGCAUCUAACGCUCAAGCACUACGGUACG